CUAUUUAUUAUUAUUAUGAAGUAUUGGAUAUAUGCUUUACUACUUAUAAUAUCAAUCCAAAUAGUACGAUGUGUUGAGGAAGAUGACACAUCAUUAUUCAGACAAGUAGAUGAACGUCGACAUCCCGAGGUUGACGACGAUGAUAUAGAAUUUAAAAGCAUGCAAGACGUCACUGAGGGUGAAGAGUAUGUAGAUGAUGAUAGCAGCUUAAGCGAAAUAAACGCAAAAAUAAACAAUGAAGACAACGAUGAAGAAGAAGAAAAUGAUGAAUUAGACGAAGAAGAAGAAGAAGAUGACGAUGAGGAUGACAGGGACGAACUAGAGAAUGAAGAAGACGAAGAAGAGUUCUUUGUAUUCCAGAAUGCAGAAACAGUCGAGUACUUUGAUAAUUUCCCACGUACUGAGGAUAAGCAGAAAGUAAAUAUAAUAAACGAACAGGAUGACGUUGAAGAAGAACAAGAUAACUCAAAUACCAUUGUUGAUCAUCAGGAUGAUCACACCAAUGACGAUUUAUCCGAAUUGCCGUCAAAGCAAGAAAGACCAGGAACUACAGCAAUACCAUGGCAACGUGUUGAACCUCACUCUUCUAAUGAAUUUUAUCAAGAUACUCCUAUUUAUACUCCUGAGGAGAAAUUAAACCCUGAAAGCAAUCGAAUCUAUGGAAUCAUCGGAUUAUUUAUCCUUUGGGCACUCGUGAUUGUAGCUAGAAAGAAAUUGGGUAACACAGAUUCAGCCUGGAGCUUCAAGAAUUAUAAUGAUAAAGAUUACUGUUUGCCCUUACAUAAUAGGUAUCUCAAAUCCGAGAUGAAAAGUUGUUAAUAUGCUAAUACACACAUACAUUCCUUUGUAAAUAAAACCCCACU
This is a messenger RNA of Rhizopus microsporus ATCC 52813, 863 nucleotides long. RefSeq lists its product as uncharacterized. Lineage: Eukaryota; Fungi; Mucoromycota; Mucoromycetes; Mucorales; Rhizopodaceae. The coding region runs from base 16 to 819 and encodes 267 amino acids. The record is from RefSeq and is a predicted model, not a curated record. The transcript is spliced from 3 exons.